UCACUGGGCUGGGAGUGGGAAACGCGAGCCGUCAGUUGCGUAUGGCCGCGAUCGACGCACGCGCAGCGCGGCCCGCGUUCCAAAUACAAGUUUGAAUUUCGUUGCGGUUAUUUUAGUGUUGGGAUUUUAGUGUAAAAUUUUGUGAUUAAUUUUUGCGCUGCGCAGGCGGCCAGUAGCGGAGUGGAGUGAACUGGUGAUAGUGCUAACGACAAUUUGAUUUUGGAACGUUAAAAUCCUGGUGGCAAAAUGACGGGCUCCCGAUGGCCCAUCCUGACCCUGUCCAUCCUGUUGGCCGCGUCAGCAUGCGGCAGCGACAUCCUGAUGAUCACGAUGGGAGGCACCAAGUCACACAAGAUGCCCUUCUGGGAACUCUCCAGGGGGCUGAUAAGGAGAGGUCACAACAUCACGUUCAUCAGCGCUUUCCCCCCGGACUUCCACAUCGCGGGGCUGGAGGAGAUCGCGCCCGAGGGUCUGGUCUCCUACGUGAGGAGCUACAUGAGCUUAGACCUGGUCGGCGCCAGGAUGAGGGGAGAGGAACCGCUGCCCGUGAUGGAUAUCCUUAGAUAUGGAUAUGAGGCAUGCGACGCUUUCCUAAGCGAUUCCGAAAUGCGUUCCUUCCUCCGCUCCGGGCGGACCUUCGACCUGGUGAUCCUGGACGGAAGCUACCCGGAGUGCGCCCUGGGCGUGGUGCACCGUCUCAAGGUGCCCUUCAUGUACAUCAACACAGUGGGCUUCUACGCCAUGCCCUUCAGCGGCUCCGGGAGCCCUACGCCUUAUUCUGUCACACCGUUCUUUGGGAAGGCUUAUACAGAUAACAUGGGCAUACUCGACCGAGCUCUCAACGCUGGCUGGCACAUCGGAGCCAAACUCCUGCACGGCAUCAGCAUCGGCAUCCUCCACGGUGUCCUGAAGAGGCACCUCGGCCCCACCACCCCCCACUCCUACGACCUGGCCAAGAACGUCAGCUUCAUCCUUCAGAACGGCCACUUUUCCGUGUCAUACCCGAGACCUUACCUGCCCAAUGUGGCGGAAGUCGCGUGCAUACAUUGCAAAGAGUCCAAGAGACUGAACCCUGAACUAGAAGAAUGGAUAUCCGGCGCUGGCGAGGCCGGCUUCGUGUACGUCUCUAUGGGCUCCUCUGUGAAGACCACGAGCAUGCCGCUGGCCGCCCAUCGCAUGAUGGUCGCGGCUUUAGGGCGCUUACCAUACAGGGUGCUGUGGAAACAGGACGCCGAGCAGAACAUGACGGACAUACCUUCGAAUGUGAGGCUUUAUAAGUGGCUGCCUCAACAGGAUUUGCUUGGUCAUCCCAAGAUCAAAGCAUUUGUGACACAUGGAGGUCUCCUCAGCAUGUAUGAGACGGUAUACCAUGGUGUCCCCAUCGUGACCAUCCCAGUCUUCUGCGACCACGACUCCAAUGCCGCCAAAGCCGAACUAGACGGCUACGCUAAAAAACUUGACCUACAACACCUAACUGCUGACAAACUCUACCGAGCCAUAAAAGAGGUUAUAAAUGAGCCUAAAUAUAAAAAAGAAGUGAAAUACAGACAGGUUUUGUUAAGAGAUCAGAAGGAAACGCCGCUAGAGAGGGCGAUUUAUUGGACGGAGUAUGUCAUACGACACAAAGGAGCGUAUCAUUUGCAAUCCCCCGCAAAAGACUUGAACUUCUUCCAAUACUACAUGAUCGAUGUAGCGUUAUUAGUUGCGCUAUCCUUAGCCACGAUAGUCGCUCUUAUUUCGUACACUAUAAGAUUCGGUUUCAAGAAGUUGAUAACACAUCUGCAGAACAGACAAGUGAAUAAGUUGCUAGACAAAUCGAACCGGUUGUUGAAGCAGUCGAAUUUAUUAAUAAAACAAGCGACAGUUGCGAAGAAGAAACUGUAAUUGUUCUUGGAAUUCCGUCUGAAGAAGACUCCAGUUACCCAGCAGCGUUACCAAUAAGAGAUUAACAUAAUGUUGUUCUUGUAAAUAUAUAGGUUGUAAGAAUUAUGUCUCGUUUCGAUUUGGAAAAUGGUGAGUGAGAAGCGUCAAGAAAGUUGUAACACGUUUUAUGAUUGAUGAUGAUAAUGUGAUUACAUUAAAACUUCCGUUGUGUCACAUAUUUGAUGUCAAUAUUUUCGCCUGAUAUUUUCUCAUGAAUCCAAUUUUUUACGUCAUUUUACGGUUCCUAGUCAUUUUACGGUUGUUAUUUUCAACAAAUAUCUGAUUAAUGGAAAUAUAUGUAUAUUUAUUUUUAUGGGCGCUUCUAAAUUUCAUCGAGGCGAGACAAAGUAAUAAUUAAUGUUAAUAAAAUUAUAUUUACUUUUCAUAUUUUGGGUGUAAUAUAAGAAAAAUAUUCUGAGGUUAGUGAAAUAAAUGUUGCUCAAAUUUCAUAUUUUCAAGACUGAAAACUUGUAAAUAAUAUAAUUUCGUAAACAUAUUUUACAUGACAUCGUAGUUAACAAAAUACAGGCAGGGUCUUUUCAAAUUAACAUUUAGUGGUGUAACAUUUUUUUUAAGUUGUUAUUUUAAACGUGCAUAAUCAUACCUGUUGUGAUUAUUUUAGGAUUGUGCAGGUUUAUUAAAGUGAUACAUAAACGCCUUUUCUCAGAGGGGUAGGCAGCAGCAGUACAUAUUUUCACUUGCCACGACCUCUGCAUAAUACUUUCGUUUUAUACACAUGCAAGUGAUCCAAGCGAAUUACAAAUUAAAUAGUUUGAGUACUUACAAACAUUAAUAAUGUUUAAAGGUAAAUGUUUAUCAAUUUGAUUUGAUUUAACUUUACCGUAUAAUAACGUAUUAAAUUAGUACACAAUAAGAUGAAGAGAUACAAGAAAUUUUUGAUUGUUCAGUUGUGAAUUAUAUUGUUUAUACCUUGAAUUUUUAAUGUUCAUUGAUGGAAAUAUUGUUGACAUAAUACAAAAAUAUUUUGUGGUCCAAAAAUGAAAACCUAAUAAAGUAUAUUCAUUUGUUAAUAUAAUUUAUUAAGUUAAUUAUUAAUAAGGUUUUUAAUAAG
This is a messenger RNA of Amyelois transitella, 2995 nucleotides long. RefSeq names its product 2-hydroxyacylsphingosine 1-beta-galactosyltransferase (gene Ugt50B3). Lineage: Eukaryota; Metazoa; Arthropoda; Insecta; Lepidoptera; Pyralidae. Gene Ontology annotation, molecular function: UDP-glycosyltransferase activity. Bases 247 to 1884 code for a protein of 545 amino acids. The record is from RefSeq and is a predicted model, not a curated record. The transcript is spliced from 8 exons.